Elgaria multicarinata webbii is the source of this 2743-nucleotide messenger RNA. RefSeq names its product adaptor related protein complex 1 subunit mu 1 (gene AP1M1). Bases 14 to 1285 code for a protein of 423 amino acids. Lineage: Eukaryota; Metazoa; Chordata; Lepidosauria; Squamata; Anguidae. The record is from RefSeq and is a predicted model, not a curated record. Gene Ontology annotation, molecular function: clathrin-cargo adaptor activity. Gene Ontology annotation, cellular component: clathrin adaptor complex; clathrin-coated vesicle. Gene Ontology annotation, biological process: vesicle-mediated transport; intracellular protein transport. The transcript has 13 exons.
GGAGGCCGCCGCCAUGUCCGCCAGCGCCGUCUACGUGCUGGACCUGAAGGGGAAGGUGCUCAUCUGCAGAAACUACCGUGGUGACGUGGACAUGUCUGAAGUGGAGCAUUUCAUGCCCAUCCUUAUGGAGAAGGAGGAGGAAGGGACGCUCUCGCCCAUUCUGGCCCACGGAGGGGUCCGCUUCAUGUGGAUUAAGCACAACAAUUUAUAUCUGGUUGCCACCUCUAAGAAGAACGCCUGCGUCUCUUUGGUGUUCUCCUUCCUUUACAAAGUUGUUCAGGUGUUCUCUGAAUAUUUCAAGGAACUGGAAGAGGAAAGCAUCCGGGAUAACUUUGUGAUCAUUUAUGAACUCUUAGAUGAGCUGAUGGAUUUUGGGUAUCCCCAAACCACUGAUAGCAAAAUCUUACAAGAGUACAUAACGCAAGAAGGCCACAAGCUGGAGACGGGAGCGCCACGCCCUCCUGCCACUGUGACCAACGCCGUGUCGUGGCGGUCUGAAGGGAUCAAGUACCGGAAGAACGAGGUCUUCCUGGAUGUCAUAGAAUCGGUGAACCUCUUGGUGAGUGCCAACGGGAACGUCCUGCGCAGCGAGAUCGUGGGGUCCAUCAAAAUGAGGGUGUUCCUGUCUGGGAUGCCGGAGCUCCGCCUGGGCCUGAACGACAAAGUCCUCUUCGACAACACGGGCCGUGGCAAAAGCAAAUCCGUGGAACUGGAGGAUGUGAAAUUCCACCAGUGCGUUCGUCUCUCUCGCUUUGAGAACGACCGGACCAUUUCUUUCAUCCCACCUGACGGGGAGUUUGAACUCAUGUCCUAUCGUCUUAAUACCCACGUGAAGCCCCUGAUCUGGAUCGAGUCCGUCAUCGAGAAGCACUCCCACAGCCGCAUUGAGUACAUGAUCAAGGCCAAGAGUCAGUUCAAGCGCAGAUCCACGGCCAACAACGUGGAGAUCCACAUCCCGGUCCCCAACGACGCCGACUCGCCCAAGUUCAAGACCACCGUCGGGAGCGUCAAGUGGGUGCCGGAGAACAGCGCCAUCGUGUGGUCGGUCAAGUCCUUCCCGGGCGGGAAAGAGUACCUGAUGCGUGCCCACUUUGGCCUCCCAAGCGUGGAAGCCGAGGACAAGGAGGGGAAGCCGCCCAUCAGCGUUAAGUUCGAAAUCCCCUAUUUCACCACCUCCGGCAUCCAGGUGCGCUACUUGAAGAUCAUUGAGAAGAGCGGCUACCAGGCGCUGCCGUGGGUGCGCUACAUCACCCAGAACGGAGAUUAUCAGCUGCGGACACAAUAACGUCAACUCCACGGCCACGAGCGCUGCGCGUCUUCCAGCUGAGGGUCACUUUUGGGGCUCGGAGGUCUGGCUGGAGGCUGCCGUGGCCGGCUGGAGGAGGGACCAGGCCAGAGCUUGCGCUCGAAGCCGACCCUGUGGAUGUGUCUUUCUCCCGCCCCACCCCACCCCCACCCCCACCCCACCCCCGUGCCCUGUUCAGUGUUGUUCAUGUUCGGAGCAGCUGUUGCCCUGGGCGGAGGCCUGGAGCCGCCCUCGGGAGAAACCAGGCCGGUCUUGUUAUUUCUGUGCUUCGGAAGCCAGGCCGGCCCGCCUCUGCCGCCUCUUCCUGAAGCCUUGCAAGUAUUAGAGGAGCCCCUCUUGCCAGAGAAACGCCUGCUGCCGACACAGCAGCAUUCCGGAAAACCCCAGGCUGACGCUUCAUCUUGAACGUCAGCUGUGUUUAGUGGUGCUGAGCUGUUUGCCAAGAAAGAACCAUCCAGACUGGAGGCCCCCAAGCACACCUAUUUUGCAAAGUGCAGCCCGUCUCAGUGACAGCGCUCAGCUCAAGGGGGAGGGAGGGAGGGAGGGAGGGGUCGGUGCUGCCGCAAGAGCAGCAGCAGGUCUCGUACGACGAGGGCAGGGAAUUGCAAAGCGCCGCCUAAGCGCUUCGGCGCAGUUCCCAUCCUGGAGCUGAGAAAACGCACCCUGUCCAGGUGAGGUGGAAAAGCCCCCUGGCCAGGCCGAAGGCACCGGAAGCCUCCCUGUACCAUGGGAGGGGAGGGGAAGGGAGGGGCUGGCCUGCUCUGCUCUCCCCCGACCCGCUCGCUUCCUGUGUCUGGAGGAUCUCUCCCUCCCUCCCGGGAGACUCCCAGCGCCGCAAAGCCUCAGGAGUGGCAGCUGGCCGGAGGGCUCCAGGCAGGGAGUGAAGGAGGCCUAGCAAAGAGGGUGGGCGGGGGGCGCUUCUCCUCUCUCCCGCUUCCUCCAUUCCAGCUGCUCCUGAGGAAUAUCCCACAUGCUCUUUAGCAACACCCCCCUUUCAAGGUGGCGUCCCCCCCCCCCCCCAUUUCCCUCCAAAGAGCUUUAGGUCUCAGUUCCGUGACACUUUGCAAUGGCUCCGUUAGUGUCUGCUUUUUGAAAAGCGGACUUUAACAGGAUUGACCUUUGGAGCCCUCUGUGUAUGCAGCAACGUUGGAGGCUGCAGUAUUCCUGGGGAAGCCGCUCCUGGCUGUGUGGGCGGUUGGCAAGUAGGGGUCUCCGGGAUGCGUGGGUCUGGGCGGCGGGUUUCCACAGUGGCACUUGGCGGUCCUGCCUGGAAAAUGCAGCUUCACUGGCGGUGGGGGUGGGGUCGCCUGCAGAAGUUGGUUCUGCUGCCUCCCCUUCUCUCUUCCCUCCCCACGCUGUCAGAAGCAUCCGUCAUGGCUGCAGGUCAAUGUCUUUGUUGCUUAAAAGUCUGUUUAAAAUAAAUUGAUCUUAGCUCAA